ACGUGGGCGAAAUUACUGGUUAGCAAAGCAAACGAGUUGCGCUGUUGAGUUAGGCUAGUCAAACCAGACCGAGGAACUAGCAAAACUGACGUUGGCCACUUUCGAGUGCUGCAUAAUUUGACAUUGCAGAUCGUGUCAUCAAUAUAGCUAGACUGUUUCAAAUUGACAUUUGCAAAGCGUUCAUCAACUUAGCUAACCGGCUACCGUCACAUAACGAGUAACUUCACACAGUGUUGUUCUCCGGAAAAGGUCUAUUGCGUGUUCACCCAAAAGGCAGACACCAUAGUUUUACUCUCGUUACACUUGUUAAUGUGAGGCCUAACGUCAACUGAGAUAGAGAAGUGGUUUUGACUUUUACCUGAGUGAUGUAUUGGUGUAUUGUUAGUUAGCACCCUUAGACACUUACGCUCGCUUUUAAAGAGUUUUAAACAACUAAACAGGGUAGGUACUUGGCUGUAAAGGAAGUCACUUUACUGGCUUGUGAAUACAUUUAGCAGACCAAAAGAAAGAGAUUCCAAAAGUAUUGCCACGUAUUGUACCAAUCUGAUGGUGAUCUGAGGACAAUGUCAGCAUUGUUUUCCCUUCCUUUCUCUUAAGUCAGGAUUUAUAACCUGUAGAUAGAAAUCCACACAAUGCUAGUCACCUCAUAAGCCCACUUCUUCAUUUUGUUAUGUGACAUAAAUGUACCUCACCUGUUUCUCCCUGUCAUAGCCCCCCCAGCUGGAUGAGGUGAGCGCAGGCUCUUUUUUUGUUGCUGUCUUCCUAAAAGCAGCGCUGUGAGAUUCACACGCACGUCCAUUCUCACAGACCGUGUCUGUACCCAGAGAUAGAAUGAGUUGGUGAGGAGAAGGAAGAAAGGGGUCUGAAGACCAGACUCGGCACAACACCUUGUCCUGCUCGCAAGCUGACACCAGAGAGUCUAGAAGGACCAGCCAGGCAUCACAACAAACACCAGAGAGUCUAGAAGGACCAGCCAGGCAUCACAACAAACACCAGAGAGUCUAGAAGGACCAGCCAGGCAUCACAACAAACACCAGAGAGUCUAGAACGACCAGCCAGGCAUCACCACAAACACCAGAGAAUCUAGAAGGACCAGCCAGGCAUCACCACAAACAAACCAAACACAAUCCCUUAGAUACCUGCCUUCCGCUUCAGUACAAUCCCAAAUCCCACUUCACUUCCCACCACCUUCGACACCAGCAAAGACCGAGCACAUCAGGUACCCCACGUUGUCACUGCAUCCUGGAGACUGGACUGUGUUCCACAUAGAGGGUCUCCCAAGCUGCACACGCUGCCCCUGCAGUCUGCUAACCCAGCUAGCAGACGCUGCCCCUACAGUCGGCUAACCCAGCUAGCAGACGCUGCCCCUGCAGUCGGCUAACCCAGCUAGCAGACGCUGCCCCAGCAGUCGGCUAACCCAGCUAGCAGACGCUGCCCCUGCGGUCUGCUGACUCAGCUAGCAGGACGAGGAGCACCACAACGGGGUAGACGAGGAAUACAGGAUUUCAGAGCAGACGACUCUUAAAUCCUGGUCAUGACGUUUGGAGCCUCAGCCCACUGACGUGUAACACUGGACAUUAAUGGCGCAGCAUGAUUUUGUUCCCGCCUGGCUCAACUUCUCCAAGCCUCUGCCUACCAAGUCCCCCGGAGCCGGCCUUGAGAGGCACGGGCAGCACCUCUCUCGUGGCGACGCCCGCUCAGGUGUAAGCCGUCGGCGCCGCCAUUACUCCUCCGACGGCUUCUUCAACUAUGACCUCAGGGAUUCCGCAGGUGACGGGUGUCAGCACCCGUCUCUCCUGCGACACGACUCUGUGGACUCGGGUGUGGCCAGGGGAGGACAGGGGGGUUUGGGCGGUGGCACGGGGGGGACAGGUGGGAAGGAGACCCCCGGGUGGCACAGUGGCCCGUGGGGGCCGGAGGGACCCCUUCCCGGACGUCCCUCGAAGAGGAACGGGAGGGACAAAGAGAGGGAGAGACACGGGGCCCUCCACCAGCGGAACGGAAACUUCCAUCCUCACAAAGGAGAGGAACGCCAGGAAAACAAGCUGAAAUUUGUCGAGGAGGAUUUUCCUUCGUUGAAUCCAGAGAUGAGUGGGAAGCCUGUGCUUCAAAUACAAGCUGUGGGGCCCCCAACAGGAGUAUGGGAGAAUCCUCCCAGUGCCAAGCAGACCAGGUCUAAGAUGCUGGUCAUCAAGAAGGUUUCCAAGACAGACCCCAGCACUCCUUUCUCGGCUGUGUUUGCCAACACAGGACUCUAUCCAGCCAACUGCACAAACGCCUUUGUGACUGGACCCAGCGUCCACAAGAACUUGAUACCCAAGUCAGCCGCUGUCCCAAUCAAGACGGGUCCAUGGAAGCCAAAUGGAAGGGAAAGCAGAAGCAGUUUGGAUUGGUCCGGCAGGGACUCUGCCUUCACCAGCCCGGCACCAGGGACCAAGCCUGCGACCCCGGCCCACACGCCGACCCCUCUGACCUUCAAGGAGCCUCCUUCAAGCACCACCCCUCCAAUCGACAUCACUCCUUCUCGCCUCAAGCUGAUGCGCCGUACCACCGACCGUAGGAGUGACAUCCUCCGAGGCCUUAAGGACUGGAGGAAUGGAGACCGUCCCAGCUCAACCAGCCCCCCAGACCCAGGGGAGGGCGAGGGAAGCACUCCCGAGCCGAAGGACUACGACAGCCAUGAAAACGGAAUCUCACACCUGCUCAGUGACUCUGUCACAGACCACCUGUCUAGCUCACUAGAAGAAGAACACAGGUUGCUUAAAGCCAUGGGGUGGCAGGAGCACCCAGAGAAUGAUGACAACUUCCUGCCCCUCACUGAGGAUGAGCUGAGAGAAUUCCAAGCUAAAAGCGAGCAGCUUAAGAGAAACGGGUGGCGACAGAAUGACGUCAGGGUGUUUCCGAAGCCCCUGCAUCUGGCGUGGAGAAACCCUGUUGCGAUGGAGGAGGGCUCUGAGUCAGAGACCAGCAGCAGCAGCAGCAGCCAGACAUCAGAUGACGAGGCAGACACCUGACGAGGCUCCAGCACCCUUCCACUUGUCUCCUCUGUCGUCACUCGUCAAGCUUCCUCCCCCACCAGCUUUUUGUUGAGCUUUGUUUGUCUUGCUCUUCAAACGGGGGACAUUUUUAAGAUUGACGCCUGAGGAUUUAUAGUUAUUUUUUUCCUUUUCUUUUUUUCUCCCAAAGUCCUUUUUUUCUUGUUUUUUUUUUUUUAUUUAUUGAAAACUCAUCUACUAAAGGAUUUUGGAUUUGAUUCACGUGUCAACAAUAGAAAUUAUAAUUUAAUCACGGAUCAGAUUACUUUUUGACUUUGGCAUUUGUGUUGAGAGGAAACUAUCAUUGUGUACAGCUGAGAUGGACAGCUGUGGGUCUGAUUCUCACUCUUUCUAUAUAUGACAACACUGAACCAAACCAAUUUUCAAACAGUAAUAUCUCUUAAUUGGAGUAUUGCAGUUUUUAGUGUUGAAUAUUACUUGAGGAUUGAUGUAAGGGUAGAGAGAGAAAAGUCAGAUUGGCAGCCUUUUUGUAAGGUUUAUUCUAUUUUUUGUUCUAGUUUUAUUUUGUGUUUUCUUUAAGAUCAUUUUUCUUCUUGAAGUUAUGGGAGACAUUUUUUAGGAUUCUUAUCAAAUGAUUCUUGUUGAAUGUAGCCAGUAAGGGCAUACUGAAUGUUGGGAUUUACAUACUUGGAGUUCUUUUUACCCCAAGAAGAUUGUUAAACAAAAGUUGUUCUCUAAAUCUAAAAUAUAUUUUGAUGUUGGUUUGCUUACAUAGGGUUCAUCAAAUGUGACAAGAGAUUAGCAGUUCAAACUGAUUCUGUAUCCACAGUUUUUCAGCAGGCACUAUUUUUAAACCUUCAAAGUUUAAGUCCUGUUUAUUAAAAUGGUCAAAACUCAAAUCUGCACUGCUGCUUUUGUAAAAAGUUUUGUGUGCAAAGGUUUCCGAUUUCUCUGCUUAUGUCAAGGAUUGCAUUUUUGAAAUUUAGCUUCAAACUUUGCUUGCUGGUACAACAUUGAAAAGGCUUGAUCACAGACUCUGAUUCGUUUUCUAUUUUGGUACAACUGUCAAAUCACACAAUUAUAUUUGUUUGUUUGCAUAUUGUUCAUGCAGCCUUGAUAUUCAGGGUGGAUAAUAACAAAACAUAUUUGUAAUUGUGCAUUUUGAAAGAUUAUUUUGAUAACAGAUUUGAGAGAUAACGUGUCAUUUAUGGCUUUGUCUAUUUCGGAAAAUAAACUACUGCAUCUUG
Messenger RNA from Hypomesus transpacificus, 4243 nucleotides. Its product is annotated as vasculin-like protein 1. Gene Ontology annotation, molecular function: RNA binding; DNA binding. The record is from RefSeq and is a predicted model, not a curated record. Gene Ontology annotation, biological process: DNA-templated transcription; positive regulation of DNA-templated transcription. NCBI's taxonomy places the organism in Eukaryota, Metazoa, Chordata, Actinopteri, Osmeriformes, Osmeridae. Gene Ontology annotation, cellular component: nucleus. Bases 1581 to 3014 code for a protein of 477 amino acids. The transcript has 12 exons.